AUCUGACACGCCCAUACCGGAAGUACAGGAAACAUUCAAUAGUACAGCCACAUCUCGCUGUAACUAGUACGGUCUGUUCUCGUCUUUUACUCACCUUCUCUGGUUAUACUGAGACCACCAGCUGUAUUGCAAACAUGUCUACUGAAAAGAGUUUCGCCAAAGGAAGUGCUGCACCUGGUCCAGUCGCCGACGGCAAAAUCAGACUUUACAGCAUGAGAUUCUGCCCUUUCGCCCAGAGGACCAGAUUAGUGCUGGCUGCCAAAGGGAUUAAGCAUGAAACCAUUAACAUCAACCUGAAAGACAAACCUGACUGGUUCCUUAAGAAGAAUCCUCUCGGGCUUGUCCCAACACUGGAGAACCCUGCUGGUGAGGUGAUUUAUGAUUCUCCAAUCACCUGCGAGUACCUGGAGGAAGUUUACCCUGAAAAGAAGCUGCUUCCAUCCUCUCCUUUUGGUAAAGCCCAACAGAAGAUGAUGUUGGAGCAUUUCUCCAAGGUAGUACCUUACUUCUACAAGAUCCCAAUGGGGAGACAGAAAGGUGAGGAUGUCUCUGCACUGGAAGGAGAACUGAAAGAGAAGUUUGCCAAAUUAAAUGAGGACAUAGUUAACAAGAAGACCAAGUUCUUUGGUGGUGAUGCCAUCACAAUGAUCGACUACAUGAUGUGGCCAUGGUUUGAGAGACUGGAGGUGUGUGAACUCAAACACUGCCUGGAUGGCACACCUGAGCUGAAGAAGUGGACAGAGCGCAUGUCGGAGGACCCGGCGGUCAAAGCGUCCAUGCACAGUGCAGAAACCUACAAGGCCUUUUACAAGACUUACCAGGAGGGAAAGCCUGACUACGACUACGGCCUGUAGAACAGAAGGGAUCAAAAUCUAAAACCGUCCCAUUUGUUAUUCAUAUCCAGUUUUGGUUGAUUCUGGGAUCAGGUCUGUUUUUACAACUUUAUCAUAGGAACAUAUUUUGCGACAGAUAUCGUUAUGAGUUAACAUUAAAAAGGGAUACAGGAAUUAUGUGUAAUUGGAAGUAUAAGUCUUGAUUUGUUAUUAAAGGAAAUAUUAAAUAUGAACCAAAAUGAGGUACAGGAAAAUAUGGCACUUUUCUUUUCUAAUAAAAAAUGUAGAUGUUA
Molecule: messenger RNA, 1126 nt
Organism: Eleginops maclovinus (Patagonian blennie)
Lineage: Eukaryota; Metazoa; Chordata; Actinopteri; Perciformes; Eleginopidae
Product: glutathione S-transferase omega-1-like
Exons: 6
Coding region: 135-854 (239 amino acids)
Biological process (GO): glutathione metabolic process
Cellular component (GO): cytoplasm
Molecular function (GO): glutathione transferase activity; glutathione dehydrogenase (ascorbate) activity
Source: RefSeq, a predicted model, not a curated record